Dibothriocephalus latus is the source of this 363-nucleotide messenger RNA. NCBI's taxonomy places the organism in Eukaryota, Metazoa, Platyhelminthes, Cestoda, Diphyllobothriidea, Diphyllobothriidae. The record is from the annotation of a GenBank genome assembly.
AUGGCCUUCAGAGCAGCAUUAACUGCCAUCCCGCUUCUCGCCUCUGCGGUUCUCUUAUCCAGCAGCUAUCGCAAGGAAGAUUUUAAGGAGACGCGAACACUUGAGGAUGAACUGCUGGAAGCUGCUCUUUCGGACACCGAGGCGCCUACAGAGAUAAAUGAGGAGGAUGAAAUGGCUUUGAAGCCUGUCAACGUAGGAAGGUGGUUCAGAAGACUAGGUGAAAGGAUUCGUCAAGGCUUCCGUCGCAUAGAACCAGACUGGCUGCUAAUUCUCGGUUGCGUAGACAUCUUGUUAAAUAUUUCAAGAGUGAAAACAAAGUCUAUUUGUAUUAACGCGGAGACUGUUAAGGUGGAAGAAAAGUAA